Messenger RNA from Myotis myotis, 2299 nucleotides. RefSeq names its product single Ig and TIR domain containing (gene SIGIRR). Bases 661 to 2202 code for a protein of 513 amino acids. The transcript is spliced from 10 exons. The record is from RefSeq and is a predicted model, not a curated record. Gene Ontology annotation, biological process: signal transduction. NCBI's taxonomy places the organism in Eukaryota, Metazoa, Chordata, Mammalia, Chiroptera, Vespertilionidae.
CGCACGGUCGCCGGGCGGAGCUCCUGCCCUCGCGCGCCCCCGCCCCGCGCGCUCCCGCCCUCUGCGCGCGGCUCCCGCACCUGGAGUGUGGGGUCCUAAGUCCACCCCGGGGAGGCGGAGCGCGAGCUGUGGGGCGUGUGGCGGGGAGGACCGGGCUCCUGGGCCCGGGACAGCAGGACGGAGCCCUCGGCCCGCGUGGCCACAGCCUCCGAUGCACGCUCUUUGCUUCGGGAGAGACGCCGGGGCGCAGAGGGGCUGCGCGCCCCGCAGGAGGGGGAGACGCUCGGAGACCCUGGGUUCUGAGCAGCGAAGCCGGCGGCGGGCAGGGGCUUAAGGGCGGAGGAGUCCGGGCUUUCCGCGAACCACGGCUGUGGAGCCAAAGGUCCUCGCCCUGCUGGGUGAUGGGUCUCCAGCAGCCAGUGGGACGGGGCCGGGGCCUGCCGAGCGGAGUUGCUCCCAAGCACAAGUCAAUGACUUCCAUGACCAGCGUUGCUAGCAGGACCGGAACCAGCCUCUGACCCAUCCUGGCAGCCUGACUGACCCACCACAAAGACAGAGAGCGAGUCCUGCCAGCCCUGGGGUCCAGCCUGCUCAGCUGAGGAGCCGUGGAGCCAGGGGUGGCACCGUGCCCGGCUUGCUCGAGGAGGCCCUGGUCAGACCAUGGCAGGCGUCUGCGACAGGCCCCCCAACUUCCUCUCCCCUUCCGGAGACCAGACUCUGGGGCCUCCCCUGGGCAGUGUGGUCACGCUGAACUGCACGGCCUGGGUGGUCUCUGCGCCCCAAUGUCCCCUGCUCCCAGUCCGGUGGCUAAAGGACGGGCAGCCGCUGGGCAACGGCAGCCAUUAUGACCUUCAUGAGGACGCCUGGGUCAAGGCCAACCUGUCAGAGGUGCUUGUAUCCAGUGUCCUGGGGGUCAACCUGACCAGUGCUGAGGACUACGGGGCCUUCACCUGCUCCGUCCAGAACGUCAGCUCCGCUUCCUUCACUCUCUGGAGAGCUGCCCCAGCAGGCCACUUGGCCGCCGUGCUGGCCUCACUGCUGGUCCUGCUGGCCCUGCUCCUGGCCGCCCUGCUCUACCUGAAGUGCCGACUCAACGUGCAGCUCUGGUACCAAAAUGCCUACGGGGAGGUGGAGAUGAACGGUGCGUGGGCCACGGUGCGUGGGCGGACGGCCUGCCCGGGGUCAGCGCAGGGAGUGGCUUCCGAGGUGGGGAACAGGGACGCACCGGCCAUGCAGGGCUCCGGUGAGCACGCUGCGGAAGGAGGGACUCCACGCGGGUCAGGAGGCCCCAGGGCCUGGGUCUGCUGCCCGGGUCCUGGUUCGAGGGCUCCCCUCGGCAUCCUGUACUGGGGAGGGGCCGUGAGGAGAGGGUUAGGGGCCCCAGGAGACAGCGCCUGGGGUGCAGGUCUGGGCCUGGACAGCGGCCGAGCUGACCCGCUGCCGUCCGCAGACGGGAAGCUCUACGACGCCUACGUCUCCUACAGCGACAGCCCCGAUGAUCGCAAGUUCGUGAACUUCAUCCUGAAGCCGCAGCUGGAACGGUGUCGGGGCUACAAGCUCUUCCUGGACGACCGCGACCUCCUGCCGCGGGCAGAGCCCUCGGCCGACCUCCUGGUGAACCUGAGCCGCUGCCGUCGCCUCAUCGUGGUGUUGUCAGACGCCUUCCUGGGGCGGCCCUGGUGCAGCCACAGCUUCCGGGAGGGCCUGUGCCGGCUGCUGGAGCUCACGCGCCGACCCAUCUUCAUCACCUUCGACGGCCAGCGGCGCGACCGCGCGCACCCCGCGCUGCACCUGCUGCACCAGCACCGCCACCUGGUGACCCUGCUGCGCUGGCGGCCCGGCUCCGUGACGCCUUCCUCCGAUUUUUGGAAAGAGCUACAGCUGGCGCUGCCGCGGAAGGUGCAGUACAGAGCGAUGGAGGGAGACCCCCAGACGCGGCUGCAGGAUGACAAGGACCCCAUGCUGAUCGUGCGGGGCCACGUCCCCGAGGGCCAGACCCUGGACCCCGAGCUGGACCCCGACCCCGAGGGGGACCUGGGUGUCCGCGGGCCUGUCUUUGGGGAGCCGUCAGCUGUGCCGCACGCAAGCAGGGCCUCGCUGGGAGAGGGCCGGGGCAGCGAGGUGGACGUCUCGGAUCUUGGCUCCCGGAACUACAGCGCCCGCACGGACUUCUACUGCCUGGUGUCCAAGGACGACAUGUAGCCGCCCCUCGCCCAUCCCCCGGGAGCCGGACCUGGAGCCCCUGGGGGCGGGGGUGGCCCCAGUGCCCCUCCUUGUGCCAGAAAAUAAAGUCCUUUUG